Molecule: messenger RNA, 1070 nt
Organism: Schistosoma intercalatum
Lineage: Eukaryota; Metazoa; Platyhelminthes; Trematoda; Strigeidida; Schistosomatidae
Source: the annotation of a GenBank genome assembly
AUGCAGGAUGAAGGAUCAGUUCUACAUAAAGUGGACAAAAGAUCCAUAUUGUCUAGAUGGCUUAAUACAACUGUCAUCGAACCAAUGAUUCAUGAUACGCAGUCUCCAGUGAAGACCGGAAUUUAUGAAGUGCUGAUAGACGCCGUUUAUAAUGGGACUGAUAUGGGACUAAUGCAAAUUAAGAUGCUCAGUACUCCCCUUCUUCCUAUGUUAAGCUUGUUGUAUAGAUAUCAUUUCGUCUUUGAUGAUUCCAACUUUCUUCCACUUGGAAUAUUUAUUAAGCUUGGAAUAUUAAUGAUAUAUAUAUUCCCAGAUAACAGAAAAUUAAUUGUAUCUCGCCAGAAGUGUUAUUGCACAAUGAAUUUAAGUGACUGGGCACUGUGUCAAAGAACAAACGGUAAAUGGUCUAUAUAUCCAAUGUGGUAUCAAACUAUUGUACAUAAUCGAUUCCUCAGUCAAGUUAAUGAACAAGUCGGUCCAUUAAUUCAUCGUCUCACACCAAAAUAUAUUGAUUUGGUAAAAGUUGCGAAUUCUAAAGAAUGUGAAUUGUCUUUACUAAAGAAUUUACGAAGAAUAAUUAAUGAAAACAAAUGUGCUGCAUGUCAGAGAGCCCGUAAUGCUUCAACUACUAAAAUUACCUUUCCUACUAAUGGUAAUCAACAGACGUUAGAAAAUCCGAUUGAUUGGUUAAAUAAUCAUGUGUGGUUUAAUUUAUUUUCAGAGCCUAGGAAUGACAAUGUUAUUAAAAUGCGUUUCGUAAAUUCAGAUGACAUUACUCAGAAAACAUUCACUGAUGUACGUGAAGAUGACUACAAACAAAUCAAUGCCAAAAUUAAAGAAAUUCGUCAAAAGAAUUUUGUCAGACAAUACAUGUACACAAAAUGAACUCCAUUAUUUUAAAUAUAACAAAAUACUGUGAUGACCAACUUGGUUGUCAUUAAUUUAUUAUUCUUUUUGUAAGACUAUCACUUUGAUGUUUCUAGAUUUUUGUUUAUUUGUAUGUCCCUUUUUGGUCUUCGUCUUAUUCACAACAAAACUAGUAGAUUAUUUCUCAGUUUUUAACAGUAAAC